UUUGUUCGUCAUAUGUUUGAUAUUGGUGAAUUUGUUUGUAUUUUUGGGUGGUUGUCGUUGAGCCGUCGUGAAAAUCUUGAAAAUUUACUAAUAGUGUGCAUAUUUUGUUAACUGUAAAAGUAGCAGCGAAUAGGCAACAAUUAAGUAAAGAAAGAUGAAUACGAAAGAUAAAGAAAUUUCGAAGUCGAAGUUCAAGUUCUUCAUGAAGAACGCAAAGGGCGUUCCAGGAGGGGCCAGCGAACGUUCCCUGCGUCCAGAAAUCGAACGUGAGUUACGGCCGGAACAAACUACGGCACAGCGUUGCAAGACGUUGUCUGAGCUGCAAUUGCACAAUAUGAAAUUAGAAGAGGCUUCCAUAUCGGAGCUUUGGACACUUACAAAGGACUUAAUUAUACCAAACAAGCCAGCGGAAUGCCGGCAAAUAGCGCUUACGUUUUACAAAAAACUAAUACAAAGCCAAUAUAAAAAUUUGAAUUUGUUGCGCCAGCAUUUUUUUCUUGUUAUUCAAAAUCAUGAAGUUCCAGAAGACCUGAAACAUCGUCUUGAACUCCUCGAUGCCUUAACUGACAAUGGCAAAGAUAUUCAAAAUUUUGAAGAAAAGAUUGGUAAAUUUAUGCUGCAAUGGAUUCCAGCAAUAACUGAAGCUCGGUUACUUCGGCCUUAUUUAGAUAUUUUGGGCAACAUAAUAAAAUUUAACGCCUCUCUUUUGGACAAGGAUAUUGUCGUUGGCAUUGUACAAAAUGCCUGCCAUUUGAGUUGUACUGUUGAAGAAGAUGAUAUUGGUCUGCAGUGUCUAACAAUUCUUGAAAUGGUUAUGUGCUACACGAUAUUCCCAAGUGAACCAUUGGCGCAAUGCGUUGUUACAUUGUGCCGUACUGUCAAUCAUUCGCCGUACUGCCCGGCAUCAUGGAAGAUCAUGAAAAAUCUGCUGGGAACACAGCUGGGCUAUCAUUCCAUGAAAAUGAUGUGCAAUAUUCUUAACGACCGCAGCCUUUAUGCAGACCAACAAUUGCUGCGUGGAGCAGUCUUUCAUCUUAAUAUGAACAUCUUCGGUUCGAAUGUUGUUUUUCAAGUGUCACCAAUGUUUUACGCGUCUACUGUCCUCACCAGUUUCCUACAUGCACUGGAUAGCAGGCAAGUAAUUGUGACCUUCGAAGUUAUACUUAGCGUGCGACGUGUCAUCAAUUACUACAAGUCGGAAUUACCGGAAAUUAUAUGGGAUUGCAUUUGCGAUACACUGAGUGCAAUUGUGGACAAUAUUGAGUAUUAUGAGCGUAUAAAUAUAAACAAAGAUCGUCUGCACAAUUUGCAAAUCAAUUUCCAUGAAAACAUCGAUUGCAUUGAAAAACUUCUGUACGAUGAUAAAGUACCGAUACUUGCAAACAUCAAUCGCAUCUAUGAUUUAAUCGAACGCGUUUCGGAAAACCGCAAAGAGGCAUCUGUGCUCAAACUUAUUGAGUAUCGUUCGGCAAAAGUAACUGCCACUCGGCCGCAAUGGUUGCAAGUACUUAACGAUUUUGUUUGUCGUUUCUAUAAAAUGCCUAACACGAAUGUGCGCCUUAAGGCAAUUCAAUCUUUAGUACGCAUUAUGGAUUUAAAUCGGUUCAGUUACGAAGAGGAGAUACUUGAUCGCGUCGUUAUUCCUCAUUUUUCACAAAUUGCACACGAAGCUGAUUUGGAAAUACGAGUGGCUGUUGCAAACGCCUUGGUUGGCUUUGCACGCCACUGUGACACCAAACGGUGCGGCGAGUUGCUGGACAUAUUAGAGAAACUUAUUAAUCGCCCAUUCGACCAGCAGCCUAGCACUGGGGAAGUAAUGAUUAAAUGUGAAUCUGAUAUAUUGGAUGUAGUAACGGCAGUGCAUGGAUUAAUAGAGAUUUUCGCUAUAAAACUACAUCGUUUGCCGUCAAAUCACGCCAUCAAAAUUUUUAAUAUAUUGAUCGGCCACUUAGAGCAGCAUUACGAGCGUGCAAAAGUAUUUGAGCAUGCGCGCGUUGUACGCUUCAAGAUUUUCAAGUGGAUCCUGCGUGCCCGUGCUAAUGCUUCAUAUCAUAUUGGCUAUCCAGAUCCUGACAAUGGCGAGAGCAUAAAGUUUAGUGCCUAUUUGGGCAUAGAUUCGAGUUUACCUCCGCAAGGACAUCAACAUACGCGACAUCCAUUAACAUCACAUGACAUAGGGGCCAGUUCACAUUUCACAACGAUAUCUAUACGCAAAGCCUGUAAAAUUAUUGUUAAAUGCUUAGAUUUAGAACGCGAUUAUGAAGUCCUACAACUGGUUAUCAAGGAGCUACCAAAAGUCUUAUGCAAUAAAGCUCUCAUCCAAGGCAACGACAUUGAAGCUUUGGCAGUGUCACUAUUCCGUAUUUUUCAAGAUGUCAACAAAACACUUCACUUCAGCUACACUCCCACCAGCGAUGAAGUGAACGCAUUAUUUCUCCCCGCGAUUGCUUCUUUGGUUAUAUACCACCAGAGCUUAUCCUCACAUCAAAUUAAUACUUUAAUACUGGCACUUUGCUCCGGAAUAUUUUCCGGCACCGCAAAUGUUUGUAUCAAUACAUUAACAACUAUGAUCCUGGAAAUGCCAGAUACAUUGACACGAACUUUGGCUGAUAUUUUGCUGCAGAUGAGCAAGAUGUCCGAUACAACUAUGGUUGCUAUACCUGUUUUGGAAUUUUUAUCAAUUUUAAGCCGUAUGCCCAACCAAUAUUUUACGAACUUCAUACCACGCCAAUAUAUGUAUGUGUUUGCCAUUUCCUUGCCAUAUACCAAGCCGAAUCGAUAUGACCACUAUACCGUGUCGCUGGCUCAUCACGUCAUUGCUGGUUGGUUUCUAAAGUGCAAACUGGAAAUGCGCAAGAACUUUGUCACCUACAUAAUAUCGUCAAUUCAAUCCAAUGCUAGCAUGCUUUACGAUGACAUUGAUAAAUUUAAGCAUAGCAUACAGCGCCAAGAUCUUAAUAGUUUGAACGAGGACUCAUCGAAUCGCAAACGGAGCACCAGUUUGACGGAGCGUGGAAGUCGGAAUACAAGUGUGCGAAAUGGAUCUGAUAUGCGACCACCAAUCAACGAUAGUUUAAAAAGCUUUCAUGCAGAGUUGGCGGAGACUUGCAUAGACUUCCUGGCUAGGCAUACAUUUUCGCCGUGUUCGGCGUUACCGAAGCGCCUACCCGCAGUAGAAUACCUGUUGAAAGACGGCUUCUCACAGACAUGGGUUGUUGGUCAUAAUUUGGUUACAAUCACCACUUCUGGUUGUCCAACUGCGCCUAUACGCAAUGGGCUUUGUGAUCGUUGCUCCCAAAUGGGUAAACUGCCUCUCAGUAACAGUAGUUUGAUGACAAGUAAAAGCGAUUCGAGUAGCACAGCGCCUUUGUCACCGGAAACUACUAAUACACAAUCCUCAGCCGCUCCUUCAACUACCGAACGUCGUUAUACUAAAGCCAGUCUUCAGUACAGUAGUGGAAACGAGUCUGCUGGCAGUACUGACCUCACCUCGUCCUCUUCAUCUGCUUCGGCAGCGGUGAAUUCUAACACUGCCACAACUCAACGACAAAUAUCUAACAGCUCUACUGCCUCGCUCGAGGUCCUAUCGCGACGUGGCUCUAAUCCAGAGCCCACUGAAGGUGGCGCAGGCGUCGUUACGGGCAGCACCACUUCCCUGUUGGGGGGCCAUUCGCUAUCAACGACGAGUAUAAGCGCUUCUCCGACGCAAUUGCAACCGGUUCAACAGCAGACCUGUAUCCGUUCCUGCACUGGCUGGGCAGAAGUUUUGAUACGUCGACCUACGGGCAAUAUUUCUUGGAUUACGCGCAUUCAAAAUCCCAUAGCAAAUGAUUGUUUCGGACAGGAUUUACCCUUUAGCAACAUAACCUCACUUUUUCUACCCACAGCUCAUGGCGGUGUGUUUGGACCUGAUUUCGUGCAUUCGGCAUUGGUGCCAGAACAGCAACAGGAAUCUGUUGCGAUGUUGGAUUUUGGACAACAACCAUCUAAAGCUCUUGUAAUUGGGGCUGCGAAUGCUUCCGUAGCAGCUAUAGGGGCAGCAGAUAUUGAUGAAUCAGUACAGCCCAACUCAAGCGCACUAUCUGGGUCAGAAGAGUGCAAAACUGGCGCUUUUACUAAGGCACGUGCGCUUCAGCGACAAGAGGAGAUUUCAUCGUCAACAACAAUGCCGCCUUCUGCAGCAUCAUUAAGCACUGCUGCUAUCGACAUACCAAAACCCGUUGCGAGCAAGCGCGCAGGUGGCAAAGAAGCACUCGCCGAUAGCGUAAGCGAUGGGGAAGCGGACGAUGAUACGAUGCAGUUCACAGAUGGAUUGUCGCGCGCACGAAAUCCAGUGCGACGUGUCAAUUCAAGCCCGGAAAUGAGCUCCAGCUGGCGGCAGACUUUCCUCACAGUAAAGCCAGUGCCUUUGUCAGCCGAUACAUCCAAGGUAAAAGGUAGCAAAUAUUCUGCAAGUCUUCAAGGCCUUGAGGAGGUGCAUCAACAACAGCAAACGCAGCUCCAACAGCAACAGCAGCAAAAGAAAAAGAGCGUUCAGUAUACAAAAGAUAUGCGUGUCAGUUGCGAAGCGAUUCCAGAAGAAAUAGCGGGAUUCACACCUCCGCAGGCGCAAACUGGUAAUGAAUCUACAGACGCAUCUUCAGGCGGGACUGCUGAUAAGCCCGCUGCAAAAUCUGCGGCAAACCCUGCCACUACAGCUGUACAGUUGCUGUUAGUUAGUAACACUGCCACUAUGGCUCUGCCCCCGAAACAGCUUUCAGCAGACGAUGUUAGUAUAAGCGCCAGCGUGCCUGUUACUCCGGUACAGCAGUCUACAUCUGGUUCCUCGUUGAAACUAAAUGUUGCUGUAGACAAAGUUGCGGCAAAGCCACCACACUCUCCAGCAGCUGCACCAUCACCGCAAUCGCCACGAGUUGACAAACAGCCCAGCGGUGGUGUCCAGAAGAUUGCCACUUUCACGAACGCACCCACUACAGUUCAUCAGGGACUCGCUAAAUCGAGCAGCAGUGGUGGAGGCAACGCAAAUAUCACGAGUGGCUCCUCUUACCUCGGGGGUGGCGGAGGUGAUUACGGAAAUGGUAAUGGCGACAUGAUGAGAGGUCGUUCUAAGACCAUUUCGGUAGUUCGUGAGGUGAAUGGUCGUUCUCGGCCAGCUACUUCCAAUUUCCGGAGCUUCAACAAUAACUCGAAACCGUCUGUCAAUGCUAAGCUCUGUAUGAACCCAAGUUUUCUAUUCAUGCAGCUUUACCAUACGGGUCAGAUGCAGGUUACGGAUGUGCCCAUUAAAGUGCCACCGGAAGAAACAAACGUACUGACCGUGCUAGACUUGGCGCCGCCCUUUGAGACACAUAAAAUUGGCGUACUCUAUGUAGGGCAAGGGCAAUGCAACAAUGUGGUAGAAAUUCUGCGUAAUUCGCACGGAAGUAUGCGGUACAUUGAGUUUCUGAGCAAUAUCGGCACUCUCGUCAGUCUGAAGGAAGCGGAGCAGAAAAAUUUGUUUGUUAAUUUGGACAGAGGUGGCGCAGAUGGGAAAUUCACAUACGUGUGGAAAGACGAUAUUGUGCAGGUAACUUUUCAUGUCGCUACUCUGAUGCCGACAAAUUUGCAGAAAGAUCCUAAUUGCAUUGAAAAGAAAAAGCACAUCGGUAAUGAUUUUGUGAAGAUCGUUUAUAAUGAAAGUGGGGAGGAAUACAAUCUAAAUAUGAUUUCGGGUCACUUCAACUACGCUUGUGUUAUUGUAGAACCCCUAGAACUAAAUAGUAACCGCGUUUAUGUGAAAGCGCGUCCUGAGAUUUCCAAAUUUGUCUGCCAUCCUGAACCAAAAAUAGUGUCGGAUCACAGCGCACCGUUAUUGGCUCGACAGCUAGCACUGCAUGCGAAUCUUGCCUCCCAAGUAUAUCAAAGCUUACAAAAGAAAAACCCCUAUGCGUCAAAUUGGCUGGAGCGCUUACGAAUAAUCAAACGGCUGCGUACGAGGUUAAUUGAACAACAAAAUAACCAGCACCAAAGUGGGGCAUCCUCAGGCACAGACGUUGAUGAUCAUACACACGAUCCUUUAAAGAAUCAAAACACCAAUCGUGAUUUUACUAAGUACGCUUAAAGUUAUCAAAGCCGAAACAAAUACAGAAACAAUAAUUAUUACUGAAAUAAUACCACA
Anastrepha ludens (Mexican fruit fly) is the source of this 6157-nucleotide messenger RNA. It is a transcript of the gene gig, whose product is annotated as tuberin. Gene Ontology annotation, cellular component: cytoplasm; nucleus; TSC1-TSC2 complex. The coding region runs from base 155 to 6100 and encodes 1981 amino acids. Lineage: Eukaryota; Metazoa; Arthropoda; Insecta; Diptera; Tephritidae. Gene Ontology annotation, biological process: negative regulation of phosphatidylinositol 3-kinase/protein kinase B signal transduction; regulation of small GTPase mediated signal transduction; positive regulation of GTPase activity. The record is from RefSeq and is a predicted model, not a curated record. Gene Ontology annotation, molecular function: GTPase activator activity. The transcript has 17 exons.